AUGACCAUCACGCCGCCCCCGAUGCCGCCGUCACCGCCUGCCGAGAACGCUACUGGUGCGGUGCUGUGUCUCAACUGGGCCACAUCGCCGCACUGCACAGACGGCCAACAGGCCGCCGAUGCAGUCAAAAACCAUGCUAUGAACAUCACGCCGCCCCGACACCGCCGCCACUGCCUGCCGAGAACGCUACUGAGCGUGCCGCCACCGCACGUCACGCACGUCAACAAGAGCGUGCCAUCACCGCACGUCAUGCACGUCAACAAGAGAGUGCCGCCACCUCACGUCACGCACGUCAAGAAGAGCGUGCCGCCACAGCACAUCACGCACGUCAACAAGAGCGUGCCGCCACCGCACGUCACACACGUCAACAAGAGCAUGCUGCCACAGCACGUCACGCACGUCAACAAGAGCAUGCCACCACCGCACGUCACGCACAUCAACAAGAGCGUGCCGUCACCGCACGUCAUGCACGUGAACCAGGGUGUGCCGCCACCGCACGUCAUGCACGUCAACAAGAGCGUGCCGCCACAUCACGUCACGCACGUCAACACGAGCAUGCCGCCACCCUACGUCACGCAAGUCAACAAGGGCGUGCCGCCAUCGCACGUCACGCUCGUCAUCAAGAGCGUGCCGCCACUGCACAUCACGCACGUCCACAAGAGCGUGCCGCCACCGCACAUCACGCACGUCAACAAUGGUGUGCCGCCACCGCACGUCACGCACGUCAACAAGGGUGUGCUGCCACCGCACGUCACGCACGUCGCCAAGGGCGUGCCACCCACACCAGUCACGCACUUCACCAAGGACGUGCCACCCACGCCAGCCACGCAUGUCACCAAGGACAUGGUAGCCACGCACGUCACCAAGGGCGUGCCACCCAUGCCAGUCAUGCACGUCACCAAGGAUGUGCCAGCCACACCAGUCACGCACGUCACCAAGGGCGUGCCACCCACGCCAGUCACGCACGUCACCAAGGGUGUGCCACCCACACCAGUCACGCACAUCACCAAGGACGUGCCAGCCACGCACGUCACCAAGGACGUGUCAGCCACACCAGUCACGCACGGCACAGGUGCGGUCCACAAAGGCACCACGACGCCGCCGCCCACCUCGGUCAACCCCAUGGCGACAGGAGCGGCCCACGCGCACACCACGCCGCCGGACACACCAGAGCUCACUCUCGUGCCGCCCGAGUACGUGCACCUGUUCGAGGAGGUGUUGGAGCAGCAGCCGCAGGUGUUUGCAGAGGUUCCAGUCUGCCCGGAGGACCGCCCCAAGACGGCGUUCACCGCUCCUGACAGCCGCAGAUUCCAGUUCUGCGCCAUGCUGUUUGGGCUAAUGGACGCUCCUGCGACGUUUCAGGCCAUGAUGGUCCGCGUCCUGGACGGAUUUGUUGGCGACUUCGUCACAGUCUACCUGGACGAUGUGAUUGUCAGGUCUGACACGUGGGAGGAGCAUGCACAACGUUUGACUCUGGUCGUAGAGCGGCUGGCCAUACAUGGAUUAACCUGCAAUCCACAUAAGUGCCAUGUCGGGGCGGCAGAGCUGAAGUUUCUGGGGCACCUUGUCAGUGCGGAUGGGUGCCGGCCGCUGCCCGAGCACUUGGACCUGAUUGUGACAAAACCAGUACCCAAGACACGGAAACAACUGCAUAAGCUCAUGGGGCUACUGAAUUGGUUUAGGUCAUUCAUCCCAGACUUCGCCACUGUGACAGCACCAAUGACUGACCUACUAUCACCUAAGACAAAGUACCAGUAG
This is a messenger RNA of Bacillus rossius redtenbacheri, 1758 nucleotides long. RefSeq lists its product as uncharacterized. Bases 1 to 1758 code for a protein of 585 amino acids. The record is from RefSeq and is a predicted model, not a curated record. The transcript is spliced from 5 exons. NCBI's taxonomy places the organism in Eukaryota, Metazoa, Arthropoda, Insecta, Phasmatodea, Bacillidae.